UCAUCAGUACAAUCAUAAAAGUAGCAACAAAUGAUCUUUGCAACCCUUUGUCUUAAUCUACAAUCAGUUCAUAUUCCGGAAAAUGAGAAUCUAAAUUUAUUUUCUUGGGUAGGAAGGAAAGAAGUUUCCUUGCUUGAUCAUGCUAUUGUUUGGUGAUUUUACAUCACCAAAGGUCAACAUCUUUGACCAAAUGAAUGGGCGAGGAUGCCUUCGUAUCCUAGGUGUUGCUCCAGAAAGUCAAGUCCUCUAGCCUGUCCUCCAACCACUACUGAUAAAACUUUCAGCUUUCUUAGCGGCAAUCGGUUUGUUUCGAGUGAAUGGCCAUAGAAAGUGAGCGAGAGAGGGGCACGGAGGAGGAUUAUACCCGCAUUAUGUUGAAGCAGAAGCUAAAGUUCUUUGAUAUUUUCAAACAAGCUCUAACAAUUCCGUGCACAACUCCUGGAGUUCCUCAACAUAAUCGUAGUUGUUCCUUUGGCGUCAAUGAUAUAUACCGCGGAGAAACCAGUCAGCUUCAGAGAUAUGAUGGAUUUCUCACCAACUGCUAUAUUAUGGUGAGGAGCUUUGAUUAUCACGCAUACGUUGACGUUUUGCUAACCAUCGUUCGGGGAGUUGGUUUUACAAUUCUGUUGGUUAAGUUGUUAGAGUGGAGUGCUGGAUGGAACAUGGCUUUAGUAAUUUCGAUAUUGGAGGAGAAAUAUGGGAUUGAAGCAUUGGAGUGGGCCGCAUAUAUGAACAGGGAUUGUAGCCAGCGAGGACUAAUUUUGAUGCUUGUUUUCUUUGCGUGGGGACUUACCAUUAGGCUGUCCUGCAUCUUUUACGGAUGCAGUGAUGAACUUGCAACUGGAAGCGUUUUGUUCACUUCUAUAUACACUUGCUUGAUUUGUUUAGGAAAUGCGAUGAAGUGGGUAAUUUGUGUUGUAUAUUUCUUUGAUUGCAAGAAGGGAAUUUCAGAAAAGAAAGUUGAUGAUGAGGAAGUAGGAAGAGAUGUUAAACUUGUCGAUCAUUGACAGAACUGAAGCAGUAUGUACUUAAAUCUUGUGCAAGAGUUGACACUGGAUAUUCGUUGUUCCCCGUUUAGAUCAGUUAAAUGAUUGAGCAUUUUGGGAAUAUUAACAUUGUCAAGUUGCUUUUGGAAAUGAAUAAUGUUAGGAGUCAUAAUUUCAUUAUGAUUGUAACUUAUCAGCUUAAUUUUUUAGUUUGAAUGAUGGGUUGUUGAGCACCUUAAUUAAUCUCAACUUGAAUUCUGUGUGCG
This is a messenger RNA of Theobroma cacao (cacao), 1252 nucleotides long. RefSeq lists its product as uncharacterized. NCBI's taxonomy places the organism in Eukaryota, Viridiplantae, Streptophyta, Magnoliopsida, Malvales, Malvaceae. The record is from RefSeq and is a predicted model, not a curated record.